CACGCCGUGCAUUUGGGGUUAUGAGGUUUUAUAGACAUGCGAUUGAUUGUGUAAUAAUAUCGGCCUUAUGUCAAGAUACCGUGCAAGAGUAAUGGCGCUGCUUCGAAGUGAGUUCUCUCUCCUCAAAGACAAGGGCUACAUUGGAGGCAAAUGGAUUGGAACUGAGAAAACGUUCCCCGUUUACGAUCCUGCGACUGGACAAGAACUUGGACAAGUGGCAGACAUGGGCCAGAAGGAAGCAGACUUGGCCGUUAAAGAAGCUUAUAAAGCGUUCCAAACCUGGAAGAAAACCACAGCGAAGGAGCGUAGUGUGAUGCUGAAGAAGUGGAAUGACCUCAUUCUUCAAAAUCAAGAGCAGUUAGCCAAGCUUCUGACUUCAGAGCAGGGCAAACCACUGGCUGAAGCCCAAGGUGAAGUCAAAUACUGUGCAUCAUUUGCUGAAUGGUUUGGUGAGGAGGCCAAGAGGGUGUAUGGUGAGAUCAUUCCAUCACCAAUACGUGGUCGUAAACUAUUAGUGCUAAGACAGCCCGUUGGUGUAGCAGCACUUUGGACACCAUGGAACUUCCCUCUUGGAAUGAUAACCAGAAAAGCAGCUGCAGCACUUGCCGCGGGGUGYACUGUGAUCAUUAAACCAUCUGAAGAGACCCCUUACUGUGCAUUAGCCUUGCAGCAACUUGCUGAAGAAGCAGGGUUCCCUCCAGGCGUCAUCAACACAUUGACAUGUUCUAGGGAUCAAGUUAACAUUGUAACAGAUGCUGUACUCCAAAGUGACUUGGUUUCAAAGAUGUCAUUCACUGGUUCAACGACUACUGGCAAGAUUUUAAUGGCCAAAAGUGUAGACACUGUGAAGAAAAUGUCCCUUGAGCUAGGUGGCAAUGCUGCUUUCAUUGUCUUCAACUCAGCUAACAUAGAACAAGCUGUUCAAGGUGCAAUGUCUAGUAAAUAUCGACAUACAGCCCAGACUUGCAUUUGCUCUAACCGCAUUCUUGUGCAAGAUGAAAUCUAUGAUGAAUUUGCAAAGCGCUUAGCAGAGGCGGUGGACAAAGAACUGAGGGUUGGUAACGGCAUGGACAAGAACUCCACUCAAGGACCUCUCAUCAAUGAACUUGGUGUACAGAAGGUUGAGAGGCAUGUUUCUGAUGCACUGUCAAAAGGUGCCACAUUAUUGCGUGGAGGACAUCGUCAUGCAUGUGGAAAAAACUUCUUUGAGCCAACAAUCCUUACUGAGGUUAACACUGACAUGUUGAUUUGCAAAGAAGAAACAUUUGGUCCGGUUGCACCCCUGAUUAGAUUUAAGACUGAGGAAGAGGCAUUGGCCAUUGCAAACUCCACAAACACAGGGCUUGCUAGUUAUUUCUACUCCCAAGAUUACAGUCAAAUCUGGCGUGUAUCCGAAGCCAUGGAAGCAGGAAUGGUUGGCGUCAAUGAAGGGCUCAUUUCCAAUGAAGUCAUCCCCUUUGGUGGAUGGAAGCAAUCUGGGCUUGGUAGGGAAGGUUCCAAGUAUGGAAUAGAAGAAUACAUAGAAAUGAAGUAUGUCUGCAUGGGUGGAAUCAAUGAGUAAUGAUCAAAUUAGGUGAAUCCUCUAGUGUCUGUUGUAGGUAGGUACAAUAUAGUACAAAAUAGUGAAUUUUUUUAAAUKAUUCUAUGUGAUGUUCUCUCUUGCUCAGUGCUAUCCAGCUUGAUUAGUUCUGUUUUCAUCACGAGAACCAGUAUGGCUAAUGAAUAGUAUGAAAUAUUCUUUAGAAAUGUGUACAUUAUUUCUGUUAUACAACUAUACAUUCCUAAGAAAAUCAAACAGUGAUAUGGUGGUAGUCAUGGUAAAGGACUUCUUCAAAAAAUUAUUUUUUUCAAAARCAAUACCAAAAUAACAGCAAAGAUAAAUAUUAGAAAUUAUCAGCCAGUUUAAGAGCAAGAGAAUUACAACCGGGAAAAGGAAAAACAAUGCAAUUCUGUGAGUUUUGAAAGUGUGAUUAUUGUUACUUUUUAAAAAUAAAAUAGUGAAGGUUUCA
Messenger RNA from Actinia tenebrosa (Australian red waratah sea anemone), 2009 nucleotides. RefSeq names its product succinate-semialdehyde dehydrogenase, mitochondrial. Gene Ontology annotation, molecular function: succinate-semialdehyde dehydrogenase (NAD+) activity. The record is from RefSeq and is a predicted model, not a curated record. Gene Ontology annotation, biological process: GABA catabolic process. Lineage: Eukaryota; Metazoa; Cnidaria; Anthozoa; Actiniaria; Actiniidae.